Molecule: messenger RNA, 2742 nt
Organism: Myotis myotis
Lineage: Eukaryota; Metazoa; Chordata; Mammalia; Chiroptera; Vespertilionidae
Gene: MPEG1
Product: macrophage expressed 1
Exons: 1
Coding region: 77-2230 (717 amino acids)
Biological process (GO): defense response to bacterium
Source: RefSeq, a predicted model, not a curated record
UUUCACAUUGGUUCAGCUUGCACCACACUUGCUGGAUGCUGCUUAGGGCUGGCUUGCCGCUGAGUCUGUCUGAACCAUGACCAGCUUCAGGGGUGCUGUCCUCUUCUGGGCAGUGGCAGCAUGGGCUAAGAUGGACAAGCCUCUGGGUGAGGCCGAUGAGGCUGGAUUUCAAAAAUGCAAGAAUGCCUUAAACCUACCUGUGCUGGAAGUCUUACCUGGAGGUGGCUGGGAUAAUUUACGGAAUGUGGACAUGGGACGGGUGAUGGACUUGACUUACACCGACUGCAGGACCACGGAGGAUGGACAGUACAUCAUCCCUGAUGAAAUCUUGACCAUUCCUCAGAAACAGAGCAACCUGGAGAUGAACUCAGAAAUCUUGGAGUCCUGGGUGAAUUACCAGAGCAGCACCUCUUUCUCCAUCAACAUGGAGCUCUCCCUUUUUUCCAAAGUCAAUGGCAAGUUCUCCCCAGAUUUCCAGAGGAUGAAGACGCUUCAGGUGAAGGACCAAGCUGUAACCACCCAGGUUCAGGUAAGAAACCUGAUCUACACAGUCAAAAUCAACCCAGUUUCAGAACUAAACUUGGAGUUUAAGAAAUUGCUCUUGGACAUCUGUGACCGUCUGGAAAACAACCAGACACGAAUGGCCACCUACUUGGCAGAGCUCCUGGUCCUCAACUAUGGCACCCAUGUUAUCACCAGUGUGGAUGCUGGGGCUGCUCUCAUUCAGGAAGACCACAUCAGAUCCUCCUUUCUCCUGGACAGCCAGAGCAGCCGUAGUGCUGUGACUGCAUCUGCUGGAGCUGUCUUCCACAACAUCGUGAACUUCAAAUUUGAGGAGAACUAUACCUCGCAGAAUGCCUUCACCAAGAGCUACCUCUCAAACCGCACCCACUCCAGGGUGCAGAGCAUUGGAGGGGUUCCUUUCUACCCAGGCAUCACCCUCCAGACCUGGCAGCAGGGCAUCACCAACCACCUGGUGGCCAUAGACCGUGCUGGCCUGCCUCUGAAUUUCUUCAUCAACCCUGACAUGCUGCCUGACUUGCCAGGGCCAUUGGUGAAGAAGUUGUCUAAGACGGUGGAAUCUGCUGUGAGACGCUACUACACGUUCAACACCUACCCUGGCUGCACAGAUCUCAACUCGCCUAACUUCAAUUUUCAGGCCAACACUGAUGAUGGCUCUUGUGAAGGGAAAAUGACCAACUUCUCCUUUGGUGGGGUUUAUCAGGAAUGCACUCAGCUGUCAGGGAAUGGGGCUGUCCAAGUCUGCCAGAACUUGGAGCAGAAGAAUCCACUCACUGGUGAUUUCUCCUGCCCCUCUGGCUACUCCCCAAUCCGCCUCCUGACCCAGAUCCACGAGGAGGGCUAUAAUGGCCUGGAGUGUGUCCGGAAGUGCACCCUCUUCAUCUUCUGCAAGACAGUGUGUGAAGAUGUGUUCCGAGUGGCAAAGGCCGAAUUUAGGGCUUUUUGGUGUGUGGCCAGUGGUGAAGUACCAGAAGACUCAGGACUACUUUUUGGGGGUCUCUUCAGUGCUAAGAGCAUUAACCCUCUGACAAAUGCACAGUCAUGCCCAGCUGGCUAUUUUCCACUAAGACUCUUUGAAAGCCUCAAGGUAUGUGUCUCUCAGGACUAUGAGUUGGGAUAUAAGUUUUCAGUCCCCUUUGGUGGGUUCUUCAGCUGUGCAGUUGGGAACCCCUUGGUAGAUUCUACCAUAUCCAGAGACUUAGGGGCACCUGCUCUGAAAAAGUGUCCUGGGGGCUUUAGCCAACAUCUAGCCUUCAUCAGCGAUGGGUGCCAAGUAUCCUACUGUGUCAAGUCUGGGCUCUUUACAGGAGGGUCUCUGCCCCCUGCCAGGCUCCCACCUUAUACCCGGCCACCCCUUAUGAGCCAGGCUGCCACCAACACUGUCAUCGUGACUAAUACUGAGACUUCAAGCUCCUGGAUUAAAGACUUCCAGACCAACCAGUGGAGGUUGGGAGAGCCGUUAGAGCUUCGCAGGGCCAUGAAGGUCAUCCAUGGGCAUGGUAGUGGUCUGUCGGGGGGGGCAGCUGCUGGGGUUACAGUGGGGGUCACCACUGUCUUGGCAGUUGUCAUUGCCCUGGUGAUCUAUCGCAUCCGGAAGUACAAGAAGAGGGGAUACCAGGCAAUUGAGGAAGAGAGGCAGAGUUUGGCUCCUGGCACUGCAGGGACGGAAGACACUCCUGACCAAGAGCAGGAGCAGUGUCCAGCCUAAAUUUCUCCUGAGGAAAUGCUUCAUUUGCAGACAGAGCUUCAAGCAUGUCUUUCAUUCCUUCUCUCUACAUUUCUGCCUUUCUAACUAUUAAAGUGGCAAGUGCAACCAAAAGCAGGUAUACCUUUGGUCUCUGGGCCGGAAAUUAAUAGAGCUACAUGGGCGAGUUUGGGGUGAGGAUUGGGGAGGAGUUGUGACUUUCUAAGCAAAUGUCAUUCUGGGCAUUAAAACAUGAAGGGGGUGUCUUUUCUCUAUGUGCACCAUUAAUUAUUUUCACCUGAAUGCAUACAUGUAAAAAGUCGGGUAUAAGGUGGGAGAAUGUUGCUAUUUGAAUUUGGAAAUGAUGUAUUUAAUCUGAGGUUGGCCAUGGUUUCCAAUUCAUGAGCUAUAAGAAUUUCUGUCUUGAAAAAAAAAAAAAAGAAUUCUUGUCUUUAAGUGUUACCCUCCAGCUAUCUUGUUUUUAAGAGUUGUCUGGAUCUCAUGUUCCCGGAGGCUGACAGAGCCCCCAGAGGACA